This is a messenger RNA of Leptonychotes weddellii (Weddell seal), 1161 nucleotides long. Lineage: Eukaryota; Metazoa; Chordata; Mammalia; Carnivora; Phocidae. The record is from RefSeq and is a predicted model, not a curated record.
UCUGAGGCAGGUGCCCGACAUGGCGAGUGCUGUGCUGCCGAGCGGAUCCCAGUGUGCGGCGGCGGUGGCGGCGGUGGCGGCGGCGGCGGCGCCUCCCGGGCUCCGACUCCGGCUUCUGCUGUUGCUCCUCUCCGCCGCGGCACUGAUCCCCACAGGCGAUGGACAGAAUUUGUUUACGAAAGACGUGACAGUGAUCGAGGGAGAAGUCGCAACCAUCAGCUGCCAAGUCAAUAAGAGUGACGACUCUGUGAUUCAGCUGCUGAAUCCCAACAGGCAGACUAUUUAUUUCAGAGACUUCAGGCCUUUGAAGGACAGCAGGUUUCAGUUGCUGAAUUUUUCUAGCAGUGAACUCAAAGUGUCGCUGACAAAUGUCUCAAUUUCGGAUGAAGGGAGAUACUUUUGCCAGCUCUACACUGACCCCCCACAAGAAAGUUAUACCACAAUCACAGUGCUGGUCCCACCACGCAACCUGAUGAUCGAUAUCCAGAAAGACACAGCGGUGGAAGGCGAGGAGAUUGAAGUCAACUGCACCGCCAUGGCCAGCAAGCCAGCCACGACCAUCAGGUGGUUCAAAGGGAACAAGGAGCUAAAAGGCAAAUCGGAGGUGGAGGAGUGGUCAGACAUGUACACUGUGACCAGUCAGCUGAUGCUGAAGGUGCACAAGGAGGAUGACGGGGUCCCAGUGAUCUGUCAGGUGGAGCAUCCAGCUGUCACCGGAAACUUGCAGACCCAGCGGUACCUUGAAGUACAGUACACGGCAGCGACGACAGAGCCAGCAGUUCACGGCCUUACUCAGUUGCCCAAUUCCGCAGAAGAACUGGACAGUGAGGACCUCUCAGAUUCUCGAGCAGGCGAGGAGGGCGCCAUCCGAGCGGUGGAUCACGCCGUGAUCGGCGGUGUCGUGGCCGUGGUCGUGUUCGCCAUGCUGUGCUUGCUCAUCAUUCUGGGGCGCUAUUUUGCCAGACAUAAAGGUACAUACUUCACUCAUGAAGCCAAAGGAGCCGAUGAUGCCGCAGACGCAGACACUGCUAUAAUCAAUGCAGAAGGAGGACAGAACAACUCCGAAGAGAAGAAAGAGUACUUCAUCUAGAGCAGCCUUUUUGUUUCAAUGAGGUGUCCAGCUGGCCCUAUUUAGAUGAUAAAGAGACAGUGAUGUUGGAA